UCUGUGAAAAGACUGGUGCCGAAAAGAGAAGUCAAGAUGGCAGCCGUGUUCGUUCUUUUGCGGCGCGGAACAAGUGAACUUUGUGGGAAAACAUCGUCUGUAAGGUUUUCUUUUCCCAGAUCAAGAUCAAGACAGUUUCACUCGCAAGAGAGUGGAAAGGCUUCCAACCAAAAUGGAAGAACAUCCGGAAAAAAUGAAAAUCAGCCUAAAACACCAGACGACGUCAGUAAAUGACGGAUGAUUAUGCGGCCUUUGGGGUUCACAGUGCUGACAGGAGUCGUGAGCUUUGGAACAUGUUCAAUUAUAAAUUAUGAAAGAGUCAGAAAUUUGUAUGUGCAAGGAAAUAGGGCAAAUAAGCCUUCUUCUUAUUCUUCCAAGUCACUUGACUUCCGCAAUAUGUUAAACAAAUGGUGGAACUCUUUGCAUGGAGGCUCAAAGACAGCAGCUGUAAUUAUCUUCCUAAACACAGCAGUGUUUUUGUUAUGGUAUCAACCUAGAUUACAUUUCUUCAUGUACAAGUGGUUUACAACAUCUCCAUUCUCAGGCUCAAGUCUGACAAUGCUGACAAGUGUUUUUAGUCAUAAAGAAAUCUGGCAUUUAUUUAUCAACAUGUUUGUACUCUGGAAUUUUGCACCUCAUUUAGAGGCUCUUCUUGGCAAAGAACAGUUUAUUGCAUUUUACAUUACCGGAGGUGUUUUUGCAUCAUUCAUAAGUCAGGUAUUCAGGAUUGGUUUCACCAGUGCAUUGGGUGUAGGUGCUUCCCUAGGAGCGUCAGGAGCAUUGCUCGCGUGUUUAUCGCUUGUGUGCAUCAAUCAACCAGAUAUACGCUUGUCAAUUGUAUUUCUGCCAUUUUUUACAUUCCCUGCUGGAGUGGGCCUCCUAGCUAUAGCUGGGUUUGACUUACUCGGGUUAUUGCUGCGUUGGAGACUGUUUGAUCAUGCGGCGCAUCUCGGCGGUGUUUUAUUUGGAGCGCUAUACCUAAAAUACGGCAGUUAUUACAUAUGGCAAAAACGGGGCUGGUUCAUCUCCGAGUGGCACAAGCUGCGAGAAGGAAGCAAAAGAACUUGAACCCUGUAACAUCUGUAAGAUGCAUCUUCAGAUCUUCUGUCUUUAACAAGAAGAAACUGGUCAGACUGCGGGUAAACCCCCUUAUUUGCGCACUUGUUGGAAACCUUACCAUCUUGUUUUAUACGAGAGCUCUUUUCAAGAAAGACGUCGAUUUAGGUUCCCGUGUAAUUGCGGCUCGCAAUAGAUCCCCAGGGAUGUCGAGGCGCGAUUGUGAUUGGUUGAUGUUUCCGCCAACGGGCUUGUCAGCUGCAUUUCUUGAAAGGUCUCAAAGUUACAUUAGAUUGGCGAGUAGCAAUACCUCACUAGUUUCUAAAGAUGGUAACUGAUCCCGAAUUGCGUCUAACAACCACGAUAGUCACUUGUACGGAAUGUUGACUCCCUUCCCGUGUUUGAUGGUUCUGAAAAUGUCAUAUUUUCAGCGUUACGAUGAUCUGUCUUGAAAGUGUACCCCUCGCUAUCACACCGAGUCUGCGCUUACUACUAAAAUAGAAAUGAUAUGUACAUAGGGCGAACCAUUCUCGUUCCCAGAGCCUCUCAUUUUUUCUUAUUGUCUCUUGUUCGGUCGACCAUGUGACUAAAAGAAACGAGAACUCUGCGAAUGAGUAUGAGGCAAGGCGAAUUACAGCCGCCAACUAGUGUUUUCUCCCUUACGCGAGGGAAUAGUGGACCCUAUUUCUCGCCUCGUCUCGGUGUAGUGUCCUAGUUUCCAGCUCCCUCUCACCAGCCCACGCUUUCUUUCUAUUAACACCUUCGUUCUCCUUGUUCUGUUGUAGUUAAACGAGGAUAUUAAAAUAUUUUUGUUGAUCUCAUUAGAUUAUGUUUCAUUGUAGACUGGAAACGCAAAUUUACGUAACUUAGCAGCUGCUUGAAGAUCAUUUUCACGAAAAAAAUCGAAAAGCAUUGACAACACGUUUUGACGAUAUUAAACAAACGAGCGUUCACUUCGGCGAGGAAAACAUGAUGCACAAAAGUAUAAUUUCAUACUUUAAAUGUAAAAUUUAGAUUGUUUUAUUGAAAAAAAAAUGACCAAGACUACCAGAAGAAAACCACUUCCUUAAUUCCGAUGUUUGUGGUCUUUUCACAAAAAAUUAACAAUAAUCGAUUAGCUAUAGUUAUAAUUAUUUUUCACUUCUCGGAGGGUUAAGAUGAGUGCAUGCAAGCAGUUUUUGAAGUCGAGAAAGCCAUUUCUGACAUCUGUCUUAUCUGACAACACCAUUUUCCGUCCUUUUGCAAUGUUAUUUCGAAAUUUCAUCCAAAAGAGAAAGGAGAAUGAAAAAGAGGUGCAACUGGAUUGGAAACCAUGACCUUGGGAACGAAAGCGGUAAACUUCACGAUCACGUACUUGAGCAAGCGUGGAUGUUUCGUUUUAAAGUGGUACUUGUUAUAACUCAUUGCUAUUUAUAAGAGGUCUUUUUUGAAAUAGAGAAAUAAGGAAAUAGAGCCAGAAAAAACACGUAAGACAUCAAGAACAUUUUUUUUCACUCUUACAUUUUUCUUUGGGACAAAGAUAUAUCCGAUUAGUGACGUACAUUAUGUAUGAUGUUAAAAGGCUCACAGGACUUGUGAACACAUCGGAAGACGGUGAUGGUUUCUUUGCAUGGCAGAGUGACAACAACUGACUCUUUUCAGUACUACUUAAUUUCUUCUCAUCAUCUAUCCCCUUUCACAAAGCUAAUUUACUUCGCGCAGUAAUUAUUUAUGUGCGUCGUUAACUGUGCUGGUAAGAUAGUUAUGGCAUAUUAUGCCGGUUGAUAUCGGUUUUAUCACGGGAAUCAUUUUAAGCGGAAUAAUCAUAAUCGGUUUGAUUGGAAACGUUAUGACUGACAUUAUUCGUGAUAAUCCUUUACAAAUCGUUGCGGGAUGAAAUUGGAAUACUCGCAAAUCUCGCGGUGGUAGAUCUUUUGCAGUCGGUCUUUGGGAUGCCUCUGAUAGCUGCUUCAGCCUUUUACAAUCAGUGGUUGUUUGGUGAAUCUCUGAGUACAAUAAGUGGCUUGACCAACUCACUGUUCUGUUUGACCUCUGUUCUGAGACUCACAGCAGUAUCUGUUGAUAGAUGGUUAGCAAUAUUGUGUAUCCACCCCAGUACAGAAAGAAAUUGGUUAACCAUCAGAAGAGCAAGGUUUGCUUUGGUUUCCAUUUGGAUACAUGCUUUAUUUGUGGCGAUUCUUCCUGCAUUUGGUUGGUCAAGGUUUGUAGAAUUGUGGCUCUCUCAAUGAUUAACAAGUGUGUAAGUAUUAUGCAAUCACUUUUUAGUAAACAAGUUUUUCGCGCCCUCA
Molecule: messenger RNA, 3344 nt
Organism: Stylophora pistillata
Lineage: Eukaryota; Metazoa; Cnidaria; Anthozoa; Scleractinia; Pocilloporidae
Product: presenilin-associated rhomboid-like protein, mitochondrial
Cellular component (GO): membrane
Molecular function (GO): serine-type endopeptidase activity
Source: RefSeq, a predicted model, not a curated record